AUUCAAGCCCACCUUUCUUAAACCCUUCUACUCUCGCUCUGCGGUUUUCUCUGUGAAUGUGAGUAAUGGCUAUUGUCGACAAGAAGUCGCUUGAAGAAGAAGCCUGUAUUCUUCGUUUCUGCAAAAUAGUUCUGGGUUGGGACUAUGUCCAACUCCUCAAAGAAUCCAAGAAAAACAGCAGAAACAUUGGUGAUGGAAGUGCUCUGGGCCUGAGGAAGGUGAAGGAUACAUACACUGACAUAGAUGAUUAUCUCGCAACUUUCGAGCCUCUUCUUUUUGAAGAAGUAAAAGCCCAGAUCGUGCAGGGCAGGGAUGAAGAAGAGGUGUCAGAGUGGAAGUUUGCGAUAGUCCGAGAAUGCAGUGAGACUGAUGGGUUUAGCAUACCGGUGGUUGGUUAUAAGGCAGAGGAGGGUGAAUCAAUUUCACAAAAUGAUCUAUUACUGCUCUCAAAAACAAAGUUUCAAGAGGGUACAAGACUGCCAACUACAUAUGCUUUUGCAUUAGCAGAGCAUCGUCAGGGAGAUUUACUUAGAGUAAGAAUGUGGUUAGAUGGAGAGGUCAAGGGAAUAAAUACAGAUGAAGUUGUAUCUUGUCCAAGGUUGUUGAGCAUGCACUCUCUUAUUGGUAAUCUUAUUAAUGAUCCAAAUAGAGGUUUGUAUAUUCUGAAGAUUUGCAGUUUAUCAACUAUUGUUCGUGAAUAUAUUGGUUUACAAUCCAUUGGGUCUCUCCCCUUCAAGGACUUGAUAUUAACAGCGACUGACAGCAGUCCUAGUCCUGGUGAACAGUCCUGGAAAAUUCCUAGACCAUUGAUGGAGUUCAUUGAGACAAAUCACAAUGAAUCUCAACUAGCAGCAAUACAUGCAAGUCUUUCACGUAAGGCCUUUGUCCUGAUACAGGGUCCCCCAGGAACAGGAAAAACACAGACUAUUCUUGGGCUUCUUAGUGCCAUUUUGCAUGCAACUCCAGCAAGAGUGCACUCCAGGGGUGGAUUGCGUGAAAUAAAACGUGGGCCAUAUUUACCUCUCCAGGAAAAAUAUGUUAUGUGGGGACAAGCAUCUCCAUGGCUAACUGGUAUCAAUCCUAGAGAUGAAAUUGUGCCCAAGGAUGGUGAUGAUGGUGUUUUCCCUACCACUGGAAAUGAAUUGAAACCAGAAAUAGUUACUUCCAGUCGUAAAUAUCGUGUACGGGUACUGGUAUGUGCUCCAUCAAAUUCUGCGCUUGAUGAGAUUGUGUUGCGCCUUCUAAAUACUGGUGUUCGUGAUGAAAAUGACCAUGCGUAUAAUCCUAAAAUCGUGCGGAUUGGUCUUAAACCACACCAUUCUGUUCGGGCAGUCUCCAUGGAUUACCUUGUGGAACAAAAACUUUCCAGCAUGAACUCUACUUCUGAUAAACAGAAACAUGGAGCUGCUGGAAGAGAUAGGGACAGCGUUCGUUCAUCAAUUCUGAGUGAAGCGGCAAUUGUCUUCUCCACCCUUAGCUUCAGUGGUUCAAGUCUUUUCAGUAAAUUGAAUAGUGGGUUUGAUGUUGUCAUAAUAGAUGAAGCUGCUCAAGCUGUGGAACCAGCAACUCUCGUUCCGCUGGCAAAUGGAUGCAAACAAGUAUUUCUGGUUGGCGAUCCAGUUCAAUUGCCAGCCACUGUAAUUUCUCCUAUUGCUGAGAAAUUUGGUUAUGGCAUGAGCUUGUUCAAGAGAUUCCAGAGGGCCGGCUAUCCAGUACAAAUGCUGAAAACACAAUACCGCAUGCAUCCAGAGAUAAGAAGCUUUCCUUCAAAGGAAUUCUAUGAUGAGGCACUUGAAGAUGGGCCAGAUGUUAAAGAUCAGACAGUGAGGUUAUGGCAUGACUAUCGCUGCUUUGGGCCAUUUUGCUUUUUUGAUAUACACGAGGGGAAAGAGUCCCAGCCCUCAGGUAGUGGCUCUUGGGUAAAUGUUGAUGAGGUUGAGUUUGUCCUCCUCAUGUAUCAUAAAUUGGUGACUAGAUAUCCAGAGCUGAAGUCAAGUUCUAGACUUGCAAUUAUAUCCCCGUAUAGACACCAAGUCAAGCUCUUCCGCGAGCGUUUUCAGGACACAUUUGGGGUGGAGUCAGAUAAAGUAGUGGACAUUAAUACUGUUGAUGGUUUCCAGGGACGUGAGAAAGAUGUUGCAAUCUUUUCAUGUGUUAGGGCCAGCAAAGAUAAAGGCAUUGGGUUUGUGGCUGAUUUUCGCCGAAUGAAUGUCGGGAUUACAAGAGCAAGGGCUUCUGUCCUGGUUGUGGGGUCUGCAUCAACAUUGAAAAAAGAUGAGCAUUGGAAUAACCUAUUGGAAAGUGCGGAGAAGCGAAAUUGUCUUUUGAAGGUCUCCAAGCCCUAUACAGCAUUUUUCAGUGAUGAGAACUUGAAGUCUAUGGUGGCAAAGGACCAAUCAAUGCCAGAGGAUGCAGAGGGUGGUAUGGCUGUGGAUAAUAAUGCACCCAUCUAUAGCAAUCUGGGCGAUGCUGAGCAAGGACAAGCAGCAGAUGAAAAUGAGUAUGGGGAUGGAGAUGGAGAUGGAGAUGAUGAUGGAGGGUAUGGUGAAGAUUAGCUCCAACACUUGACCAGGGCAAUCAUUCUCCUAUGGGUGUCACAUGAAGGAUCCACUCCACAAAGCUAGGUGCUGGUUAGUACCCAGUCCAAAAUUUUUGGAUAUUUUAAUUUAAAUGAUUAUUUUCAUUAAUAUAUAAUUAUCAUUAUUUUGAGAGGAAGCCAAGGAAGAUCAUAAACAGCUACAUCUAUGGAAAAUUUUGUAAAAUUGCUGUAACAGCUUGUAAAUUUCUCACCUGAUGUCAAAACUCUUUACUGAAAUGGUGUAAUGAAAAGUAGUUUCUGGGAAAAGAUUGGGAGCU
This is a messenger RNA of Vitis riparia (riverbank grape), 2856 nucleotides long. Its product is annotated as probable helicase MAGATAMA 3. The record is from RefSeq and is a predicted model, not a curated record. Bases 66 to 2555 code for a protein of 829 amino acids. NCBI's taxonomy places the organism in Eukaryota, Viridiplantae, Streptophyta, Magnoliopsida, Vitales, Vitaceae. Gene Ontology annotation, molecular function: helicase activity. The transcript is spliced from 20 exons.